CCCUGUAGCAGCAGGCGCCGCCAGGCUUCGGUGGCAGUAGUAACCCCGUCUCUGCACGCCCCUGCGUCCUGGCAGGAGUUCCAGGUGUGAGCAGACAGGACAGAACUUAUCCACCCCACCCUCCAAAUUAUCAGGUCCUCUCCUGGCAGCUGCAGUGUUACUUCUCUGCCACACCAGGGGCAGGAGACAGGAGGUCGGCUCAGCCCAGCCCCGGGGCCCUCGGUGCCCCGGAGCCCUGUGGGCUUUAUUCCGAGGUCUCCUUUAAUUGCCAAGUUGUGGAUUCCACGCACACACCGUGAGAGGGGUGGUGUCUGGCACGGGGCCAGAGGGUGGAGGAGACUAGCCUGUUUCUUUGCUCUCUGUCUCCCUUUCCUGGCUUGUUCCUUUCUGAGGUCAAGCCCCAAAUCUGGGGGCAGAAGUCUGGGGCGAGUAUGGUGACGGGGGUGGGGGGCGGGCUGGCUGACGCUCAGCUCGUAGCUGCUGCUACCCCCUGCGGCCCUUGGGUAAUGUGCGGGGUUGCUGUCCCUCUGCCCUCAGCAGAGAGGUAAAUGUGAUUCUUCAACUUGGCAGGAGAGAAACUGGGGCUGAAAGGUCAAAUUGCUCCACUCGAUCAUUCGCUGCCUCUGUGCCAGCCUGGGCUGGCACUGCACUCAGAAGGUGAAUAAAAGUUGCUUUUUUCCCAGCCCAGAGGAGAGCUACUGGGAAGAGUAGAGGUGUUGCUGCCAGGGUGCCUGCCCUUGAGCUCCUCUGCCGUAUUUUAAAACACCAGGAGGUUUCCAGGGAGAGCCCCCAGGAGUGGCUCCUGCACCUCCAUGACAGUCCCUUCGGGUUGGGCUGGUCACCAUGUGAUGACAGUGAAGUUUGUGCAGCAGCAACUGCACGUAAUGGCUUCACUGACACACACACGUGCUUAAUCUUUCCGCCCACCCCGGGAGGUAGAUGUCCUCCCUGAUUUGUAGGCAAGAAAAUGGGGUCAUGUAGCUUGUCACUGAGAGAGCUGGAAUUUAAAUCAAGGCUGUCUGAUUCUUAUAAUUAAUAGUGACAGUGAUAAUAAGUUAUAGUUGAUGUUUAUCAGGUGCCUACCAGUUUUCUGUGUGCUGGCCAGUUUUCUCAGAACUUGAUAUUGACUAAUUUAAUCUUCACAGUAACCCUAUGUAUUACUAUUAGUAUUAUAAUCCCCAUUUGAGAUGUUAGAAAUUGGAAGCAAAGGUUUAUACAUUACCCAAGUUCACACAGGCAGGAGCGGGCAGAGUAGGGAUUAACUUGGGCCUAUCUGCCUUUUCACCAUGAAGCUACUGGGAUGAUCAGUCAGAAUCUCCUUUGGCUGUAAGAGACAGAAACUCCCCUCCCAAUAACAGUGGUGUAUAUAGAAGUUUAUUUCUGUCUCGUAUGAAUGAAGCCCAGCAGUGAGUAGCUCAGAGCUCAGGUGGCAUCUGCUGCAAUCUUGUCACUCUGCCGUCCUUUUGGUAGCUUUUAUGCCACAGCCCAAGGUGGCUGCUUCAGCUCCACCCAUUGCAUCUGCAUCCCAGACGUUAGGAGGCAGGAGGGGCUGAAGAGAGGCAUCUUCUCCCUUUAAGAAGAAUUCCCAGAACUCUCCUGUGAUCUUUCUUUUCACAUCCUAUUGGUCAGGACACAGUCACAUUGCCACAUCCAGCUGCACGGAGGCUGGAAAUCGUGUGAGAACCCAAAAAACGAGGGCUCCCCACUCAGGAAGGGGUGGGUGGGUGACUGUUGGAACAGCCUCGUCUCCUGCACUCUGGUUGUCCCCUAGGACAGCGCUGGGCGUCGGGUGGCUGCCUGUGACCCUGCCAUGCUGUGUGACCUACCCAAAGUCACCAGGUAAAGGGCUAAAGAGGGAGACUCUAGCCCUCGGCACCUGUGCCCUGCCCGGCCUCGCUGCCCGUCACUGGGUGCUGGGUCCUGCCUGGCUUGAACUCCAGCUGCCACCCCCCCGCCCCCACCACAGGGGCACAGCAGGUAGGACGGGGCCCACAGGCGUGUGGAGCUCCUGCCCGGGUGCGGCAGCCAGCGAGGGGCGGAGUGAGGCCUCCUCAUUCAGCUGCCGGGGCGGGUUCAGGCCCCGGCUCCCCUGACCACACUGUGUGACCCUGGGCAGGGCUGUCCCCUCUGGGCUCAGUUCUCUUUCUUUCAGGGAAGGGGCAGACGAGGAGUCACAGGAUUGCCUUUUGCAAUCACAGAUUCUUUCAGACGGGAACAGGUGUAAAGAAAGCAUGCCCAGCACCUGCACUUGCUACACAGCUUUAAAAAGAAAGUCUCUCCAGCUUCCGGCGGCAUUAACAAACCUUGCAGAGAGCUUAUUCUGUGUUUGACGCCCAUGACUCAUUUUGCCCUCAGGGUGACCCACUUACGGAUGAGGAAGGUGGCCUAGCUGGUUCAGUGGGGGAGCAAAUGCCAGCUGCCUCCUUCCCCCCAACCAAAGCCCCUUCCUGUGCCUGUGUGUUCUGCAGUUUGUGAUCCUGGGGUGGGGGGCGGGGAGCGGUUGUUGACCCUCAGCUUCCUCCAGGUAGUGAACCAGGCACUUCGCAGCUACAUCACUCGUCGGUGGGAUUGGAACCCAGGCCUGAGAGGUGCCAGCACAGCCUAGAAGCAUCUGUAGAGUCUUCUCCAUGUGUGGCCAGUGGGAUGCUAUGGAAUAUGACGAAAAGUUGGCCCGGUUCCGGCAGGCGCACCUCAACCCCUUCAACAAGCAGCCUGGGCCGAGGCAACAUGAGCAGGAGCCCGGUGAGGAGGCCCCGGACGUCGCCGUUGAAGAUACACAUUCCUCUGCAGCUGCAAACCGGACGGACGUCAGACCAAGCAGCGUCUCCUUCCCCCCUCCACCCCGGCCCCCCGCCCACAGAGGCCCUGCCCGAGCCGCCCCCGGGGGAGCCGGAGUUCCGCUGCACCGAGCGCGUGAUGGAUCUCGGCCUGUCUGAGGACCACUUCUCCCGGCCCGUGGGUCUGUUCCUGGCCUCCGACGUCCGGCAGCUGCAGCAGGCCAUCGAGGAGUGCAAGCGGGUGAUUCUGGAGCUGCCGGAACAGUCGGAGAAGCAGAAGGAUGCCGUGGUGCGGCUCAUCCACCUCCGGCUGAAGCUCCAGGAGCUGAAGGACCCCAACGAGGACGAGCCCAACCUCCGAGUGCUCCUCGACCACCGCUUCUAUAAGGAGAAGAGCAAGAGCGUCAAGCAGACCUGUGACAAGUGCAACACUAUCAUCUGGGGGCUCAUUCAGACCUGGUACACCUGCACAGGGUGUUGUUACCGCUGUCACAGCAAGUGCUUGGGCCUCAUCUCCAAGCCCUGCGUGAGCUCCAGAGUCAGCCACCAGGCCGAGUAUGAGCUGAACAUCUGUCCGGAGACGGGGCUGGACAGCCAGGAUUACCGCUGUGCUGAGUGCCGGGCACCCAUCUCUCUGCGGGGUGUGCCCAGCGAGGCGAGGCAGUGUGACUACACCGGCCAGUACUACUGCAGCCACUGCCACUGGAAUGACCUGGCCGUCAUCCCUGCCCGAGUCGUGCACAACUGGGACUUCGAGCCUCGCAAGGUGUCCCGCUGCAGCAUGCGCUACCUGGCGCUGAUGAUGUCUCGCCCAGUGCUCAGGCUCCGCGAGAUCAACCCGCUGCUGUUCAACUACGUGGAGGAGCUGAAGCUGCGCCAGGACAUCCUGCUCAUGAAGCCGUACUUCAUCACCUGCAAGGAGGCCAUGGAGGCACGUCUGCUGCUUCAGCUCCAGGACCGGCAGCACUUCGUGGAGAACGAUGAGAUGUACUCGGUGCAGGACCUCCUGGACGUGCGGCUGGGCCGGCUGGGCUGCUCCCUCACCGAGAUCCACACGCUGUUCGCCAAGCACAUCAAGCUGGACUGCGAGCGGUGCCAGGCCAAGGGCUUCGUGUGUGAGCUCUGCAGAGAGGGCGACGUUCUGUUCCCGUUUGACAGCCACACAUCCGUGUGCACCGACUGCUCAGCUGUCUUCCACAGGGACUGCUACUACGACAACUCCACCACGUGUCCCAAGUGCGCCCGGCUCAGCUUGCGGAAGCAGUCGCUCUUUCGGGAGCCUGGGCCGGACGUGGACGCCUGAGGCUGCAGGAGGACACCGGGUCCCCGCCUGGACUGCCUGUCCCUGACCCGCUGGCGUUGCCAAAGUCAAGUUGUUUGUUCCGCUCUGGAGACCCCGGGGUGAAGCCCCUGGACCUCUCCACCCCUGUGGGGGGAGGGAGGUGGUGAGCAGGACUGACCCCCCCCAGGUGCUUUGUGGCCCUUGGGGCGGCUGCACCUGGGACUCCGUGGAGUGAGGCAGGGCCUCCAACCUCCCCACGCACAGAGCCCUCCCUGCCCCGGGGCUAGGGCUUCUGGGCUCUGGAGGUGCCGCGGGCCCUGUCCCAGCCACCCUGGAAACUUGUCAGGCCAAGACCCCCAGAGGGCUUCAGAGCACUGGUCACCAUGACCUGAGUGUCGCCUGCAGUGACAGUUUGGGUUGUACCUGGAGGCUCCCAUUGCCUCCAGCCACUUGUCUCUGGGGCUUCUGGUUGUCCCUGGCCGGGGCCAUUCACGAUUGUCUCCCACGGACCUGGCCUGUCUUGGCCUCCUGGGGUUCUUCUGAGUCCUCCCCGGAGGACAGGGAGGGAAGGGGCCUGUGGAGCUUUCCCUCCUGGGCACCCCUGUAGCUGCUCCUGCCACGGCCCAGCCUGCCUCACCCUGGUUCUCCAGGUUGGGAGGCCGGGGGUCCAGCCUGAGGACAACAUCCCGGCCUCCAGGUGUGGUGCAGGGACUGUGCCCCAGGGGAGGUUCCAGGUUAGGCCACAGGGUCAUUUACGGUAAGCCCAGGUGGCAUUUCUCAGGACCAAAUCUGUCCCUGAGGAGCUGCGUCCCUGCUGCCCGUGGAGGUCUCUGGCUGGCUUGGAGAUGACCAGCCAGGGGUCUCUCAUGUGUUUGGUGCCGGUCACAAGCUGGGAGUAUUUGCUCUCUUCCUCCCCUGCCCCUCUGGAUGACAAAGUCUUUAAACAGAACCACGCGUGGGUCUUUAUACACGAACCUGGGCCUGAAGCCUGGAGCCCAUGCAGAAGGAGGAGGGCAGGGGGGUGUGGGAGGUCCCUCAUUCCACGUGACAAGGGGCCUCUGGACAGCAGACGAGACUCUUCAGUAGGGAAAGGGGCUCGCUUGGCCUCCGUAUUUGCACUUUAUAGGUCCUGCGUUGAGGGUAGGGGACUGUAGGUUAUAGAUCCGGCUGUAGGAGGGGACGUUACGGGACGUGGCUUCCCAGUCUUGCUCCUGGGAAGCAGAGGUGGCUGGCACCCUCCCUCCUCCUCUCCCUGGACUGUGCUUGGUUGUUGAUGCACAUGGGUGGCACACGUGGGCAGAGGGCAGGGACCGUAGCCGCUGGGACAGCCACUACCUUUGGCCGGGAAGCCCGGGAGGAGAUGCCUCAGUCGGCAGAAAGGCCAGCCGGGCUCAGUGGCCCCUGAGGGGUGGACAAAGACAGCAUGGCCUCAGCCCUGCCCUCUGCACCCUCAGGGACGGGCCGGUGUCGUUUCUCCCCACACCGUGGCUUUAGACGUGGCUCUUGCUGUCUGUUCUGUCUCCCUUUCCCCAUCUGGGGGACGGGGGCAGUGGUGUGGACCUGCCUCAGGGGGGAAUGGGGAGAAGGGAACUAAGUCCUUCAAAGAGGGAGCUGUCAGGUCGCGUCACUGGUGGGUCCCUGUCCUGCUUUCUCGUCUUUGGGGUGAAGAGGGGGUUAAAGGCCAAAUGCCCUUUUCCUACAUCCUUAAAUCUGCACAUUUCUCACAACUGCGUCACAUUCCCGUCCUGAGCAUCCGCCAUUCCCAAGUCUCCCGGGUAGUCAUCACGCCCCAGUCACAAAUCGCCGUGUCCGUAGAAAAAGCAGGCUGGCAUUUGCUGGACAAAGGGUUGGGUCAUCUUUUAAUCUACGCAACAUCUCUUCCUCACCGGCCCUUCUGGAUGACAAAGUCUCUGGACAGAAUCCCGUGUGGGCCUUUCUCCAUGUCCGCAGCACGGUAGGGAGAACCCGGCACGGAGAUGGUUUGCCCGGGCCGCAUCGCACACAAGAGCACACGCGAGGGCGAUUCUUUGGCCUGGGACUAGGCUGGCCCGAGGGAUGCCCAGCUGUAACAAUGCCACCGUCACUGUCUCAUUAAAGUGGUGUCCUAUAGA
Messenger RNA from Lemur catta (Ring-tailed lemur), 6170 nucleotides. RefSeq names its product differentially expressed in FDCP 8 homolog (gene DEF8). The coding region runs from base 2644 to 4080 and encodes 478 amino acids. The transcript is spliced from 13 exons. Lineage: Eukaryota; Metazoa; Chordata; Mammalia; Primates; Lemuridae. The record is from RefSeq and is a predicted model, not a curated record.